AUUGAGACAAAACAUGAAAUUCACCAAUUAAGGGUUCCGCCGCGGAGACACGUGAAGGUCGGUGAGUUGGUGCGGAGUUUGUCUCGGCACGCGUGGCCGCGCUGGGAUGGCGUCCUCCUCGUCUUCCUCCGCAGCGGGUUUGGGCUCGGUCGACCCGCAGCUGCAGCAUUUCAUCGAGGUAGAGACUCAGAAGCAGCGCUUCCAGCAGCUGGUGCACCAGAUGACGGAACUUUGUUGGGAAAAGUGCAUGGACAAGCCUGGGCCAAAGUUGGACAGUCGGGCUGAGGCCUGUUUUGUGAACUGCGUUGAGCGCUUCAUUGAUACAAGCCAAUUCAUCUUGAAUCGACUGGAACAGACCCAGAAAUCCAAGCCAGUCUUCUCAGAAAGCCUUUCUGACUGACCUGAGUAUUACCUCUCUGGAAAAGGAAGGUAGUUCAAGAAAUGAAGAGCAGUUGAUGGGAUGGUUGAAGAAAAGGCUGUGGGGGGAUCGGCUCCCACCUUUGUCACUCUUGGGACAUCCUGUCAUCUGAGAAUGAACAAAGACCAAUUUUUGUGUGUGGGGGUGGUUUGAGGGUCAAAUGUGUUUGGGGUUGUGUUUUUUAAUGCUAAUCUUGAGAAAACAAUUGACAGAUGAAUGGAAAACUCUACUAGGUGUAUGUUGCUGUAUGUGGGACGAUGCUUUCCUCAUAGUCCCAUUAACUGCUUCCUAUAAUUUUAAUAGUGGAACUGCUCUAUAAUUUGAUAUGUGGGACCACAUAGGUAAUAAUCUGUUAUUUGUGUGGCUUCCUUUCAGAUUUCUGGAGAGAUCGAUAUACAUCUUUGUGUCUCUCAGAAAGGGCAGCAGUGGGGGAAAGAGUAAUUUGGUACUUGACUGUAGGCCUCCUUAUCUAGUGUUUGAUUAUCAGUGCUGGAGAAAAAAUGUAUGGAGUAUUCAUACAGGACAUUUCACCUUUCUAGAUUAUCUCCCUCCCUUAUACUGUGAUUCACUUAAAUAUCUAUAUAUAAAGUACAGUCUUGAGCUACAGGUAGCCUGAGAGUCCAGAGGCCUUUAGUUAAAGGAAUCUAGCCAGCGAACAUAAUUCUCAUACUAAACUGCCACAAGGAAGAAGUUAACUUACCCUGUAUGUCAGGGUCCAAAAAAAUUUAAAGAUGUGCCUAAAUGAAAAAAUAAGUUAUAAAGAUUUAGGCCAGUCAAAAACUAACAGCAGUUUCAGGUAGAGGUGCAUGCCUAAUGUAAACCAGCAUAGUUUCCAUUUACUGCGUUCUUUUCAUCACUGAAAUAAAAACUUCUACAAGAUUCAAAAAAAAAAAAUUCACCGAUUAAAGUAAGUGUACAAUUCACUAGUUCUUAGUAUUUUCACAACCAAUAUUGCUAUCUAAUUCCAGAACAUUUUUGUCACGCCCCCACGAAGAAAUCUUGUAUAUGUUAGCUGUUACUCCCUAUUUUCCCCUCCCCAACAUCCCCUGGCAUCCGCUUAUCUACUUUCUGUCUAUAUGGAUUUGCUCAUCCUGGACAUUUCAUAUACAUGGAAUUAUACAAUAUAUGACCUGUUGCUAUUGGCUUGAAAUAUUUCUCCCUUUAAUAGUCUCAGUUUUUCGGACUUCCCUGGUGGUACAGUGGUUAAGAAUCUGCCUGCCAAUGC
Balaenoptera acutorostrata (minke whale) is the source of this 1643-nucleotide messenger RNA. Its product is annotated as mitochondrial import inner membrane translocase subunit Tim8 A-like. The coding region runs from base 107 to 400 and encodes 97 amino acids. NCBI's taxonomy places the organism in Eukaryota, Metazoa, Chordata, Mammalia, Artiodactyla, Balaenopteridae. The transcript has a single exon. The record is from RefSeq and is a predicted model, not a curated record.